UUCUGUUGAGAAAGAGAAGAGAAGGAGAGGAAAUGGCGGAGAUUGCUGUGAAGUUCCUGCUGGAGAGGCUGGGUACCUACCUCGUGAAAGAAGCGGAGUUGCUUGGAGGGAUUCGCGAAGAAAUUGAUGAGCUAAGGCUGGAACUGGAAAGCAUCCAAGCAUUUCUGAAAGAUGCUGACAGAAAACGACAUGGAAACGAGGGAAUCAAAAUAUGGGUCAACCAAGUAAGACGUGUUGCUUAUGAUAUCGAAGACGCUAUUGAUGAGUUUUUACUUCGCUUUGGAACGAGACAUGCAGGACAUGGUGGAAUCAAGAACUUCCUUGGCAUUCUGUCCAGCGCUAUGACUCAAUUACUUCCAAGACAUAACCUUGCAACCGAUGUACAAAAGAUCAAGAGGAAAAUCGCUGCGCUCUCAGAAAGAAGGCGCACGUACCACAUACAAAUCCUUCAUGAAGAUACGAGUUCGGACUCGACCAUUCGGCAAUGGCAAGAUUAUGCAGAAGCAAACUUCCUCGAGGAAGCAGAAGUCGUGGGAAUUGAAAAGGAUGUAAAGCUCUUGCUCAAUGAGCUUGUGGGAGGAGUGACAGGUAACAAUAAAAAAAUUUACAUUUCAGUAGUUGGGAUGGGUGGGUUAGGAAAGACAACACUUGCAAGAAAGGUUUAUAACGAACCAAAAGUGAAGGAACAUUUCAAUUGCUCUGCAUGGGUAUCAGUUUCGCAAUCUUUUAAUACCAAAACUUUACUAAAGUUCAUGCUAAUAAAAUUUGGAGGAAUAAGGGAACCGAGUUCCUCAAAGGAAGCAGAAGAAAGCUUGCUUCCUUCCAGAGAGGAGAUAGAGCAAAUGAAUGAGGUUGAUCUGGGAAGACAAAUUCACAGCUACCUUCAAGGAAAAAAAAUUAUACUCGUGUUGGAUGACGUGUGGGAUAAGCGAGUUUGCAUCAAUAUCAAUUCAGCAUUGCCAGAGAAUAACAAUGGAAGCGCAAUCAUGAUCACAACUCGUACAGAGGGUGUCACUUCUGAAUUAGAAACAAUUAAAAGCGUAAACUUCACCCGUCAUGAACUGAAAACUUUUCCUGAUGAUGUAGCAAUGUCGUUACUUUGCCGAAAGGCAUUUCUAGGAAGUACUGCUAUUAUGCCUCCGGAAUUUCAGGAAGUGGGUAAGAGUAUGCUGCAAAAGUGCGGCGGCCUCCCACUUGCAAUCGCAACAGUGGGAGGUAUACUGUGUAAGAAGAGGGCUGUGCCAAAGUGGGAGAAGGUAAAUCAAAACUUACGCUGGAAGUUGGGUAGUUAUGAAUGCUCAACUUCCGGGGGUAGCAUAACAAGCAUUCUAAAGAUGAGCUAUGAUGAGCUGCCCUUACAUCUUAAACCAUGCUUCCUUUAUUGUGGUUUAUUUCCUGAGGACCAUUUGAUCAAAAGAAACAAAUUGAUCAGGCUUUGGAUUGCAGAAGGAUUCAUAGAAGAAAGAAGAGGCACGACAAUCGAGGAGGUAGGAGAGGAUUACAUUCUACAAUUAAUCGACAAGAGCAUGCUUCAAAUCGCAGAGACUAGCAUGGAUGGUCGAGUGAAAUCAUGCAGGAUUCAUGAUCUUAUGCGUGAUCUUGCCAUUUCCAUAUCACGUGAUGAGGAGUUCUCAUUUAUACUUGAUAUGCAGGUGAGAAGAGCGAAUGUCGUCAGCCCCCGUCGGAUGUCUGUCAUUAGAGAGAAUAAGACGAUUGAAGAUGACGACAAGAGCGUACUAUCAAGCGCAGUUGGCAAUAUUCAACUCCUCCGUUCUCUUCUUUUUUUUCGUGUGGAUUACGUCAGGACACCUAACCUGGCUUCAUAUUCAGGCCAAUUUAUGUUACUGAGGGUAUUGGAUUUAGGUGGUGCUGAAAUAAAGAAACUGCCGAAGCAGAUAGGACAACUACUCCAUUUGAGGUACCUGUGCUUUCGUACCCAAAGGAAUCACAGGUCAAAACUUCCUAGAUCAAUUGGGAGCCUUCAAAAUUUAGAAACUUUAGAUUUCAGACACUCUGGCGUUCUUAUGCUACCCAAUGAGAUCAUUAGGCUGAGAAACUUGCGCCAUUUAUGCAUGGCUUCAUGCUGUCCCGAAAUGCCAAAGGGCGUGGGCAAUUUAAGAUGCCUACAAACAUUAACUGGUUUGAAUGGUUCAAGAAAAGGAAUUGCCGCAGAGAUUAGGCAAUUGAAGGAGUUGAGGAGGUUGGAAAUAUGGGAUGUCAAGGAAGAAGAUGCUGAAGAUCUUUACGCAUCCAUCAACAGCAUGAGGCACCUUUUUAGGCUGGGGAUUUGGUACGACAAUUAUGCUAGUGAUUUCCCAUUUGGCAGAAGGUUGCUCGAAAGACCGCCACCUCGCCUGCGAGUCCUCGAGUUGCACCGAUUGUCGGAGUUGCCUGAUACCCUUGGUUCCUUCCAUAACCUUAGCAAAUUGAUCUUAGUUGGUGGGCCCUUAAGGGAAGACCCUUUUCCACUCCUGGAAUCACUUCCUUGUCUAUCAGACCUUCGGCUUUAUCGUUUAGACAACGUUGAGGGGUUAAAAUGUGGUCCUUUGGGGUUUCCUAAGCUUCGAAGUCUCCAGCUUGUCGAUCUAAGAAGUCUGAGAACCGUGAGAUUCUUGGAAGGCAGCAUGCCGAGUCUGAAGCAGCUAAGGAUACACGGUUGUCGUCGGCAGUUGAUGCCUCACGGCAUCCAACGCCUCAAACUCGAAGUGCUUUCAAUUAAAUAGAAGAAGACUUUGUGCGCGAAAAUUUGUGCACCGCGCAUAUAAUCAUAUGUAAGUAGAGGAGAAAGAUCAAAUGCCCUCUUUUAGAAAGGUCUUCAAAGAUGUGCUUAUUUGUUGGCGCCUUAGAAUAACAGAUGCUGUAAAUAGUGUCGUUUUUUGUUGCAAGUAUGAGGAACUA
Messenger RNA from Nymphaea colorata (pocket water lily), 2898 nucleotides. Its product is annotated as putative disease resistance RPP13-like protein 3. Gene Ontology annotation, molecular function: ADP binding. NCBI's taxonomy places the organism in Eukaryota, Viridiplantae, Streptophyta, Magnoliopsida, Nymphaeales, Nymphaeaceae. The transcript has a single exon. Gene Ontology annotation, biological process: defense response to other organism. The record is from RefSeq and is a predicted model, not a curated record. The coding region runs from base 33 to 2723 and encodes 896 amino acids.